This is a messenger RNA of Dermacentor silvarum, 4443 nucleotides long. RefSeq names its product mucin-5AC-like. The coding region runs from base 1 to 4140 and encodes 1379 amino acids. The transcript is spliced from 4 exons. Lineage: Eukaryota; Metazoa; Arthropoda; Arachnida; Ixodida; Ixodidae. The record is from RefSeq and is a predicted model, not a curated record.
AUGCUCGCCAUCCGACUGACACGUCUGGAACAACUCCGCCGGGGCUUCAUCAGGAGCGUGCUGGGGCUGCCCCGGCCCUCACAGAUAGCGGCAACGCUUACAGAGGCGGGAGCGUGGCCUUUGUCUCUCCUGCUGCAGCAGCGUGGCUUGCUGCACAUUGACAGGCUGGCCCACGCCCCUGACGGAGCACCCCUGCUCACCCUCCUGGCAGGCCGACCCUCUUCCAAAAUGGGGAGCCUGGUCGAGACCUAUCAUGCAGUGGUCGGCCAGGUACCUCCAUCGGUGCGACUCCCACCUCCUCAAGAGAGGUCCUUGGUCAUCUGCACCUCGCUGGAGGGACACUCCAAGCGCCAUUCUUCCAGCUGCACACUCCUGCAGGUGGCCACCUCUAAGCUGGAGGAAGAGCUGGCAGGGAGACGGGCAUCCACUUGCCGACUCUCCUUCUCGGCCAGCUCCACCACUGCUGAGAUGGCGGGCCUUCACAUGGCCGCAGACAUGCUGGCAGCAGACCCUCCUGGAGUACCUGUGGCGGUGGCCUGCGACUCAAGAGCAGCUCUCCAGGCCGUGUGUCUCCCGGAGAGGUCUGGCCUUAGUUCAGCCCUCUUGGUCUCAGAGGGCGUUAUACGUGACUCUGAACUUGUACGACGACAGUACGACAGCCCACAACAGGAGUGUGUCAUUGUGCAAACUGCUGCAGGACAACGGCUCUCCACAAGUACAGAGCAAGAUGCCGGCACUCCUCAGGAGGCUAGUGAAACUCUGCAGCCACACCAAGGAGCUCAGGCGCAGCAUUACGAGCGGUCGCAGCCAAUCGGCAUGCAUCAGCACGCUGGGGCUGCACUGCCGCAAUCCGCCCCUCCGCUAGACUCAGGAGAUUCUGGAAUGGUUACGCAAUGCAUCACAAUUUCUGAUUCGGAGGACGCAGUUACAUAUCUGGAAACUCUUUUACGGGAAGAAGUAGCUCCUACGAAAGAGAGUCAUCAGUCUGUGCGAAUAAAAUCGUCACGUCGAGCAAUCAUACAGCAAGAGAUGCGUUCACCAGUUUCAGACAAUUCGAUUACGGGUCUGGGAACACCUCCCCUAGAAGAGGUAGCCAAAUUGAAAUCGAGUCAACGGGAUGUACAACAAGAAUUGUCACUUCGGAGCAUGACGCAGCAAGAAAUUAAUUCACGAAGAUCGGAUUCUUCGCUUCCCAGUCUCAAGUCACCUCCACUACAAGGGGUAGCAAGAUUGCAAGCGAAUCAACAGGCUUUGCAACUAAAACCUUCACGUCAAGGAAUGAUGCAGCAACGAAGUGAUUCAUCAGCUACAGACCACUUGGUUCCGAGUCUGUCGUUACCUACGCAAGAACAGGUGGCCAGGACGACAGCGGUAAAGUGGGAUUCGCCACCAUGGUUGCAGAGUUCGGGAGCAGGGCAAGCAGGGUUAACACCACAGAGUGUCAAAAAACUGGUGCCCGCUGUGAGAACUCCGUAUGUGGAAGAGAGUGCCGUGACGCAUGCCAUAGCCUCGACAAAUGAGCAGGUGCUACAACUGUUAGCAACUAAAAAGCUAAGCAUGCUGCAUCGACAACGGCGACCACGUUCGCCUUCAGCAUCAACAAGUCAAAUGGAAAGACAUCCAUCGGACCACGUUGCAUCGGUUCCAAAUACAAGCGUUCUUCCAUCAGCUGCGAAGCCAGGUGCACCAGCGGGGGACGAAGUUGUCGAAGAAAUGAAUGAUGGAGGCACGCAGGAGGAAUCAUCACAAAUUUCUGAAUGCUCCCAACCUACACUCGCAUCCUCAGACGAACAUUCGUCCCGUGCUUCAUACCACGAGGACUCAGCAGCAGGACAACCCCGCAACGCGAACUACGCCCAACCAUACCAACUGGCGACAAUGCCGUUCCUGAGAAGAGCUAGGCAAAUAAGACUCCGCAGCCCACCAAAUAUGUCAUUCUUUAAUGUAUCCGACUUUCCACCAGCUAGCAAUCCAUGGCCAGAGUUCACAAACAUAGAUUUAGAACCGCUGAGUGAGAGAGACACGCAGGAUGAACUACAAUUGUUGGAGCUAUUACAAGGGGCGAUAAUGCCCAGCUAUAAUCCUUCCUCCGAUGUAAAAACUUGCGCGUCAACAACAUCCACAGGGCAGCCCUCCUCGGUAUCUUUAUCUACCGUGCCAAAUGCAUUACCAAGGCGUAUGCCUUUCGCCCAAACCACUUAUUUUCCAUAUUCUACAGCUUCGCAAGAUGCACAAAUCCUUGUAAGUAACGUGCCACACCCCAGCACCGCGGAGCAGAGCUAUGAACGCAUGCAACCGCACGUAACGUAUCAAGAGCCAAUCAUUAUGCCAUCGCAAGGAGCAGCCGCAGCAACUUCCGAGCAAGCAGCGAGACGCACUAUCCCAACAGGGAAUAGCUUAUAUGCUCAAGGGACCCCAUCGUCAUCCGUCUCUGCCUCAUCCUACGACAACGCUUAUUUUGCGUCCGCUUCAACGUCGGAAAGCGCGCAAGUUUCCACUCCUAACAUGCCGCACGCCAGCACAAGAGCGCAGAACUAUGAACACUUACAACAACCCCCAAUUCACCAACACUCAAGCUUUUUGCUAUCGCAAGGAGCGACCGCAGCUCCUUCCGACCAAGGAACAAAACGCGAUAUCUCAGCAGGGCCCGUCUUAUUUGCACAAGAAACCCCGUUGUCAUCUUUAUCGGCCUCAUCCUACGAUAUCGCCUAUUCAGCUCCUACAACAUCCGAAGGGGCGCAAGCCUUCCCCCAUAACAUGCCGCACACUGGCACGGUGGAACAUAAUUAUGAAAACUUGCAACCACUCACAAGCUUUUUACAAUCGCAAGGAGCGAUCGCAGCCCCUUCCGUCGAAGCAACCAAACCCACCGCCUCGACAGGGUCUAUCUUGAUUAUUCAAGGAACCCCAUCGUCAUCUUUCUCUGGCUCAUUAUCCAACACCGCCUAUAUUGCGUCUCCUUCAACAUCCGAAGGCAUGCAAAUUUUCAACCGUACCAUGCCGCUCUCCAGCACACCACAACAGAACUAUGAGCACGUGCAACCACACCCAACUUAUCAAGAGCCAAUCAUUAUGCCAUCGCAAGGAGCACCCGCAGCAACCACCGAACAAGCAGCGAGACGCACUAUCCCAACCGGGAAUAUCUUUUACGUUCAAGCGACCCCCUCGUCAUCCAUCUCUGCCUCAUCCCACGACACCGCCGAUUUGAGGUCCUCUUCAACGUCGGAAAGCGCGCAAGUUUCCAAUCCAAACAUGCCGCACGCCAGCACAAGAGCGCAGAACUACGAACACUUGCAACAACCCCCAAUGUUCCAAUACCCAAGUUUUUUGCUAUUGCAAGGAGCGACCGCAGCUCCUUCCAACCAAGGAACAAAACGCGAUAUCUCAACAGCGCCCGUCUUACAUGCGCAAAAAAUCCAAUUCUCAUCUUUAUUAGCCUCAUCCUACGACAUCGCCUAUUCAGCGCCUACAACAUCCGAAGGGGCGCAAGCCUUCUCCCAUAACAUGCCGCACACUGGCACGGCGGAACACAACUCUCAAAACUUGCAACAAUUCACAACUUACCAGCAGCCUAGCUUUCUGCAUUCGCAAGGAGCGAUCGCAGCACCUUCUGACCAAGCAACCAUACGCACUACCUCAACAAGGCCUGUCUUAUUUGCUCAAGGAACCCCAUCGUCGUCUUUCUCUGGCUCAUCCUACGGCACCGCCUAUUUUGCGUCGUCUUCAACAUCCGAAAGCCCACAAGUCUUCAACCGUACCGUGCCGCACUCCGGCACCGCAGAACAGAACUAUGAACGCACGCAACCAUACCCUACGUAUCAACAGCCUAGCGUUAUGCCCUCACAAGGAGCAGGCGCUGCAUCUUCCGACCAAGCAACGAGACGCACCAUCUCAGCAGGGUCUCUCUCAUAUGCUCAAGGGGCACCAUCGUCAGCUUUGUCGACCUCAUCCUACGACACCCCCUAUUCUGCGUCCUCUUCAACAUCGGAAAGUGCGCAAGUCUUCACCCAUAACAUGCCGCACUCAAGCAUAACAGCGCAGAACUAUGAACACUUGCAACAGAACCCAACGUAUCAACAGCCAAACAUUGCGCCAUCGCAAGGAGAGCGUUCCGACCAAGAAAGAAGGCGCAUUAUCUGAACAGGGCCUUGCUUAAAUUUUAAAGGUGCCCCAUCAUUUGUUUCUGCCUUCUCUUAUCGCACCACCUGUUUUGCGUCCUCUUCAACAUCCAAAGGAGCGCCAGUGCUCACCCUUAACGGGCCGUACUAUUGUGUUGCAGAACGCAGCCAUGUAGACACGCAACCUGGGUCACCGUUUUGAAGAGAUAAGUAACACGCAAUCGGAAGAAGCCGCCUCAACGUCUGUCGAUCAACGAACAGAGCCAACAAUCUCAACCUUUCUCUUAAUGUCAAGAAACGUCAUCGUCCUGUUCCUGCUUCUCUU